Molecule: messenger RNA, 993 nt
Organism: Lasiosphaeria miniovina
Lineage: Eukaryota; Fungi; Ascomycota; Sordariomycetes; Sordariales; Lasiosphaeriaceae
Product: Alpha/Beta hydrolase protein
Exons: 5
Coding region: 1-993 (330 amino acids)
Biological process (GO): proteolysis
Molecular function (GO): serine-type carboxypeptidase activity
Source: RefSeq, a predicted model, not a curated record
AUGCGGUUCACCAACGCCGUUUGGGCUUUGGCGGCCAGCUUUGGAUUCGCACACGGGGUCCACUCCGGCAACCUUCGCGAUUUGCCCGGGCGCCUUCGAAGCAGAGACAAGGAGGGCAAACAGCAGAGCCAGUUACAGCCCUUUCAGUCUGCGGCCGUCCUAGAUACGCCUUCGCCUUUCGAGAAUGCCAACACGACGAAGCUCUCCGUCAAUGGCACCGGUCUACCCGAAGUCGAAUUCGAUAUUGGAGAGUCGUACGCCGGACAGCUCCCCAUUGGUGGCGACAGCGACGGCAAUUUGUUCUUCUGGUUCUUCCCAACCACUAACAAAGACCGCCCAAAGGAGAUUCUGAUCUUUCUGAACGGCGGCCCUGGAUGCUCCUCCAUGACUGGGUUCAUGCAGGAGAACUGCCCCUUUCAGUGGCACGAGUGCAUGGUCGAGGCCGCUAAGAAUCCCUGGAGCUGGCAUCACGCGACCAAUGACGAGGACGACCUCGCGCAGCAGUUCAUGGGCUUCUGGAAGAACUUUGUCGACACAUUUGGACUGCACCACUACGAGGUGUACGUGACGGGAGAGUCGCACGCCGGCAUGUUCGCACCCUACAUCGCCAAGCACUUCCUCGACGCCAACGCUUCCACCCCAGGCUACUUCGGCGUGCGCGGCAUGCUGCUCUACAACCCCUUCAUCGCGCCCAUGGUCGUUCAUCAACAAAUCCCCGCGGUCGCACUGGUCAACACCUUCCGCACCAUCUUCUCCUCCACCGACAAGACACUCGCAAUCCUCCGCAAUGCCAGCCAAGCCUGUGGCUACGAUGCCUUCAUUGCCAAGCACCUAGCCUUCCCUCCCCCCGAAAGCUCCAGAUUGCCGAACCCCUCAUCCCGUCCCACAGCACCACCGACGGAAUCUGGCUCGACGUUCGCCAUUGCGACACGCACUUCUUCGCCCUCUCAAACUACGCCCUCUCCGACCCAGGCUUCAGCAUCUACCAACUAA